Staurois parvus is the source of this 753-nucleotide messenger RNA. The record is from the annotation of a GenBank genome assembly. Lineage: Eukaryota; Metazoa; Chordata; Amphibia; Anura; Ranidae.
AUGCAUCCAUUAAAGCCACGGAUAUCGACUGUUAGAGGGGUGGCUUACAUUGCCAUCAUCUGGAUAAUGGCGUCCUGUUUCUCUCUGCCGCACGCAAUUUACCAAACUCUCUUCACCUUUGAAUAUAGUGAGGAGGAUAUCAGAAGUCUAUGUCUCCCUGAAUUUCCUGAACCCUCUGAGCUUUUCUGGAAAUACCUGGACCUGGCCACUUUCAUCCUACUCUAUGUUCUCCCACUGCUGAUCAUCUCUGUGGCCUACACCACAGUGGCAAAAAAGCUGUGGCUUCGGAAUGCCAUAGGAGAUGUGACUACUGAACAGUAUUUUGCUCUCCGCAGAAAAAAAAAGAAGACCAUUAAGAUGCUGAUGCUGGUAGUGGUUCUCUUUGCUGUGUGCUGGUUCCCCCUAAACUGUUAUGUUGUCCUUCUUUCCAGCCAAAUUAUUCGCACUAACAAUGCACUUUAUUUUGCAUUUCACUGGUUUGCCAUGAGUAGCACCUGCUACAACCCGUUUAUAUACUGUUGGCUUAAUGACAACUUCAGAUCGGAGUUAAAAGCAUUGCUUAACAUGUGCAAAAAACAGACUAGCCAGCGGGAGGACAUGCUUCCUUCUAACAUCCCUUCAUACAGGGUAGCCUGGCCUGAAAACCGAAGCUUCAAGAGAUCGCUAGUUUCUCACACCCUUCCAUCGUCCUCUAACAUCCAGUCUGGAAAAACAGACAUCUCGGCGGUGGAGCCCAUUGUGUCAGUUGGGUGA